AUGCCCGCCAUUCAAAUCCUCGACGGUGGCCUCGGCACAUCGCUAGAAGACAAAUACGGAGUCAAAUUCACCAGCACAAACACCCCGCUCUGGGCCUCGCACUUGCUAGUCUCAGACCCAACAACGCUCCAAGCGUGCCAGAAAGACUUCGCAGACGCAGGGGCAGACGUGCUUCUAACGGCAACAUACCAAGUCUCGCCAGAGGGAUUCGCGCGCACAACGACAGCUAAAUUCCCUAAUGGGAUUCUGCGCAGUGCUAUUCCGCGGUUUCUGGAAACGGCCGUCAACGUUGCAGAGAAAGCUGCGCACGCCAAAAAGAGUAAGAUUGCGUUGAGCCUCGGGCCGUACGGGGCAUGUAUGAUCCCGGGCCAGGAGUACAGCGGCGAGUACGACGCGGUGCAUGACAACGAAGAGGAACUAUACCAGUGGCAUCUCUCACGGCUGCGACUGUUUCUGGGAACAGCGGAAGAAAAUUUGCUCUCGCGGGUGCAGUACGUUGCGUUUGAGACGCUGCCGAGACUUGACGAAGUGCGCGCUGUGAGACGUGCGGCUUGGGAUGCCGGGAUCGCAGCUCCGGUGUGGAUUUCGUGUGUUUUCCCUCGUGAUGAUGAGUGUUUGCCGGAUGGGAGUACUAUGGAGGAGGUUGUUGAUGCGGCGGUGGGACCUCUGAAGAAUGGGGUCGUGCCAUGGGGUAUUGGGGUGAAUUGUACUAAGAUCCAGAAACUCCCUGGUCUGGUUGAGAAGUUCGGGAUUUGUAUUAGGCAGGUUAUUGCUGCUGGUCAUAUCUCGACUGCCCCGACUUUGGUUCUGUAUCCGGAUGGUACGAACGGGGAGGUCUAUAAUACGACUACGCAGGCCUGGGAGAAACGGGAGAAUACAGAAAGUCAAAGACAGACGGAUACGCGUACGUGGGAGACCCAGCUUGCGCAGGUGGUCAACGAUGCCAGCGCGAAGGGCCCUUUCGAGUCCUUCCUUGUCGGCGGCUGCUGUAAGGCAUCACACCAGGACAUCAAGAGGCUGCACGAUAGGUUUCAAUAG
This is a messenger RNA of Aspergillus puulaauensis, 1038 nucleotides long. Its product is annotated as homocysteine S-methyltransferase family protein. The transcript is spliced from 2 exons. Gene Ontology annotation, molecular function: S-adenosylmethionine-homocysteine S-methyltransferase activity. The record is from RefSeq and is a predicted model, not a curated record. Lineage: Eukaryota; Fungi; Ascomycota; Eurotiomycetes; Eurotiales; Aspergillaceae. Gene Ontology annotation, biological process: S-methylmethionine cycle. Bases 1 to 1038 code for a protein of 345 amino acids.